AUGUUGAAAAGGCUGCACUCCGCUCAUUUAGGUUGUGACAGUAUGAUACGUCGAGCGCGUGAUAAGAUAUUCUGGAUAGGAAUAAAGUCACAAAUAAAGCAGCUGGCAAGGUCUUGCGAAACGUGUGAACAAAAUCGACCGAGAAACCAAAAGCAACCAAUGAAGCAACAUUCAGACGGAAAACAUCCUUGGGACAAAGUUGGGACAGAUUUGUUUCAAAUAGAGAACAAGACAUAUUUACUCGUGAUUGACUAUUUCACGAAUUACAUCGAGUUAGAUCUGCUAACGACAACCACAUCGAAGCAGGUAAUUAAAAAACUGAAAAAGCAAUUCAGUCGUUUCGGAAUACCUAGACAAAUCAUAAGUGAUGGAGGUCCACAGUAUUCAUCAGCGGAAUUCAAGGAAUUUGCUAAGUCGUGGCAAAUACAGCAUCACAUAACGUCACCCAACCAUCCAAACUCGAACGGAAAAGCGGAAGCUGGAGUGAAAAUUGCCAAGAGAAUGAUGUUGAAAUGUCUUGAAACAAGAUCAGAUCCAUAUGAAGCACUGUUGGAACUUAGAAAUACUCCGCGUGCUGAUACUGGUCUCAGUCCACAGGAAAUGAUGUUCUCAAGGCAGGCAAGGACACGAAUACCGACAUUCGAGAAAACCCAAGUCGUGAAUGUGAAACGUCAAAAGAGAAAGAAACAAAUCAAGAAAUCGUAUGAUCGUAGAGCAAAACCGUUACCACAAAUUGUAAAAGGAGACAAUGUGUAUUUUGAACAUAGGAACAUUCACUGGAAACCAGGACAGGUUAGAGACAGACUCUCUGAAAGAAACUAUCUAGUGGUAGGUACUGAUAACACCACCUACAACAGGAACCGCGAUCACAUGAGACAAACUGGUGUCAAUGUUCAUAUUCGAGAUAAAUCGCCGGCACCGAUACAAGCUGAUCUAGGACAGCCGAUGAAUAAUAACUCCGAACAUAUUGAAGCUGAAGUAGUGCCUGAAAACCAUGCUCUGCAAACUAACCGAUAUAUGAACUUAAGGCCUAGGAGGAAUAUAAAUCCACCAGCCUAUCUUAAAGACUACAUCAGACAUUAG
Dreissena polymorpha is the source of this 1083-nucleotide messenger RNA. RefSeq lists its product as uncharacterized. Gene Ontology annotation, biological process: DNA integration. Gene Ontology annotation, molecular function: nucleic acid binding. Lineage: Eukaryota; Metazoa; Mollusca; Bivalvia; Myida; Dreissenidae. The transcript has a single exon. The record is from RefSeq and is a predicted model, not a curated record. Bases 1 to 1083 code for a protein of 360 amino acids.